UUAGGACAAGGUAAGGUCAUCCUUUCAUAAAUCUGUUGCCUCUCUUUACCAUAAAAACUAAUGAAACCUGUGGUGGAAGUGUUUGCUAAUGUAUAGUGAUUGUUCUCAUAAAUGAGCUUCUGCAUGUCCUUUGUGAGCAGCGCAUAAUGGUCCUCUAUUCAACCAAGGAUGCUAGUGAUUAAAGUUCUGCUGUGAGAUGUUUUUGUACUCAUAUCAAUACAAUGAUUGCUGAAACCUAAGCUUAACAAAACUCAUAACAAGACAUGCCCACACAAAAUAUGAGAUCAAAUUUAUUACUCGUAGCUGGUUAAAAUAUGAGCUCAAUCUAUUUUGUUUGUUUUACAUAAUACCAUUCAUGUGGUUUUCAAUCUGUGAGCCUUUAAAAGGGCCAAAUGAUUUUCUCUUCGAAACUAUAAAAAGCCCCAUCUGAAGUUUGUGGAAUUUGUACGCCGAAGAGUUUGAUCAUUUUCAGCACAUGCGAGUAAAGGGUCUAAAAUGGUUCUUAAACACAAGAUCACAUUGUUGCUGCUCAUCUUCACAUCUUUGAUUGAACUGACUAGUGGAAAUUCAACAAUGUCAAUGAUCGGCGACAGAGGCUGUGAUCAGCGAUGUCUGGCACAAGCUCUGAUUGAAAAAGAACUACUGAGUGCGCCACAGGGUGAUAACUGCACCAUCGUAGUAAACAUCACUUCAAUACAAUAUGAGACACUGUCUUUUGAUACAAAGGUCAUGCAAAUGACCAGCCGUAUCAAGGUUAACAUGGAAUGGAAGGAUCCUGAUCUUGGGUGGCAAAGGAAUUAUAGCUUUCCAACAAUUGUCAUGCCGGUUGAGAAAAUCUGGAUUCCUGGGAUUGUUUUGGACAAUGCAAUAGACACAUCUAUGGAGCCGUACACUAAUGAUGUGCAGGUGAGGAGGGAUGGCACUGUGGAUCAUUCAGUUGUCUUGUUCACCACAGUGAGCUGUGAAAUCAACCUUUUCAACUACCCCUUUGUGAAUGGAGAAUGUCCUGUGGCCAUCAAUGGAUGGAGCCAGAAAGCUUGUGCACUCACACUCCAGAUCGCUGAUAACGUAUCUCUGGUUGGGGGUUCUCGAGGAGAGUGGCAGACUAUGAGUGUCACCAAAGUUUCAGAUGUGGCACAACCAGAUCGCAGUUAUCUCCGUGUCAAACUGUCUAUCAACCCCUUCGGUGCUUUUGUGACCAUGAUUCUGCCCAGUGGACUGAUAUUGCUGGCCGACCUGGUGAGCUUCGCUCUGCCAUUUGAAGGAGGAGAACGCAACUCUUUUAAGGUCACAUUGGUCCUGAGCUUUACCAUGUUCCUCCUCAUCUUAAAUGACCACCUGCCUAACGGCGGCAACUGCAGCCCUCUGCUCCAUUAUCACUUUAGCUUCUGUCUGGUGUGUUUGGUGCUGAGUAUGCUGAUGUCUAUAGUGCUCACACGUCUGUCAGUAGAUGCCAGUAUUUUGCCAUGCAGACGCUCAAAGGUUCAUCCUUCUAACAGCACCAAAACUCAAAAUGACAGCCUGGAUCAAGUGAAAGAUACUGGUUCAGAGAUUUCUUUACUCCAGAAAAUAGUCAAUGUUUUGGAGGAUAUGGAUAAAGGAGACGAUGAGAAGGAGAGUAACAUGGCUUUCGCAUACCUCAUGGACAAAUUCUGUUUUGCCUUUUUUGUAAGCGUUUACAUCAUUUAUGCCAUAAUUAUCAUUGGUAUCACCCGAACAGACAUCUGUAAGGUUAAUAAUCUAGACUUUUGGGAUGAUUCUAAGGCUACAGAUUACUCCUAUGACUACUCAUUCUACUACUACUAAUAUCCAAUAUACUAUCCUUCACUUCACUGUUUCAAUUGAUCCUCUCAGCUGGGGGCGUUUUUUUGUUGUUUUUUUUUUGGUGUGUGUGAAUAUAACCUGUAUUACCUAGCAAAUUGUACAAGAUAAUAAUCUGAAUAAUGUAUAAAGGGUACAGUUCAUACAGUUGAAAUUUACAUACAAUUAGGUUGAAGUCAUUUAAAUACAUUUUUUAACCACUCCACAGAUUUAGUAUUAGCAAACUAUAGUUUUGGACAUCUACUUUGUGCAUGAUACGAGUACAGGCCGAAACAUACUUCACGCAAGUACGCAAAUGUAGAUGUGAGCGCUUGGCCAAUGCAUGGCCAACGCGUGGUCCCAUUGUACAUUACGUGCGCUCUUGCAUUGCUCUGGCGGUUACAAACCUCAGACCACGAGGGCAAUAGAUUUUUUUUAGGUGUGACCACGAAACCGAUGCUGCAUCUGAAACUAGGAAAAUGCUGCCUUCGUAGGCUGUAUAUGGUGGCAGGAUGAAAAUAAUGUGCUUUUCAAACUGUUCAGAGACCAGCAAGUCAGCUGCCUAUGUUUUCGGAUGCAGCCGGAUGUGGUACAUGAGUCGAUAGUUCAGGAGUGGGGAAGAACAAGUUCGUUUGAAUGGACUGGGGAUAAAAGGUUGUAUAUAUUUUUUAGAAAAGAUUAAACUCAAAUUGCUGCCCGAGUCCGCCAUGACAGUUGUUGAUUGAUAGAAGAAAAACGCCCCUUGCGGCAGUGCUGAGAAUGCAGCGUGAGCUUGCGUAGUAAGGUGCGUUUGCGUUCAUGUACUUGCGUAGAGUAUGUUUGGGCCUUAAUUUUUCCAACAAUUGUUACAGACAGAUUGUUUCAAUUUUAAUUGACUAUAUCACAAUUCCAGUGGGUCAGAAGUUUACAUACACUAAGUUAACUGUGCCUUUAAGCAACUUGGAAAAUUCCAGAAAAUGAUGUCAAGCCUUUAGACAAUUAGCCAAUUAGCUUCUGACAGGAGGUGUACUGAAUUGGAGGUGUACCUGUGGAUGUAUUUUAAGGCCUACCUUCAAACUCAGUGCCUCUUUGCUUGACAUUAUGGGAAAAUCAAAAGAAAUCACCCAAGAUCUCAGAAAAAAACUGUGGACCUCCACAAGUCUGGUUCAUCCUUGGGAGCAAUUUCCAAAUGGCUGAAGUUACCACGUUCAUCUGUACAAACAAUUGUACGCAAGUAUAAACACCAUGGGACCACACAGCCAUCAUACCGCUCAGAAAGGAGACGCAUCCUGUCUGCUAGAGAUGAACAUAGUUUGGUGCGAAAAGUCCAAAUCUAUCCCAGAACAACAGCACAGGACCUUGUGAAGAUGCUGGAGGAAACAGGUAGACAAGUAUCUAUCUCCACAGGAAAAAAAGGCCUAUAUCGACAUAACCUGAAAGGUUGCUCAGCAAGGAAGAAGCCACUGCUCCGAAACCACCACAAAAAAGCCAGACUACAGUUUGCAAGUGCACAUGGGGACAAAGAUCUUACUUUUUGGAGAAAUUUCCUCUGGUCUGAUGAAAUAAAAAUGGAAAGUUUUGGCCAUAAUGACCAUCAUUAAUUUUGGAGGGAAAAGGGUGAUGCUUGCAAGCCGAAGAACACCAUCCCAACCGUGAAGCAUGGGGGUGACAGUAUCAUGUUGUGGGGGUGCUUUGCUGCAUGAGGGACUGGUGCACUUCACAAAAUAGAUGGCAUCAUAAGGAAGGAAAAUAUAUGGAUAUAUUGAAGCAACAUCUCAAGACAUCAGCCAGGAAGUUAAAGCUCAGUCGCAAAUGGGUCUUCUAAAUGGACAAUGACCUCAAGCAUACCUCCAAAGUUGUAGCAAAAUGGCUUAAGGACAACAAAGUCAAGGUUUUUGAGUGGCCAUCACAAAGCCCUGACCUCAAUCUGAUAGAAAAUUUGUGGGCAGAACUGAAAAAGCGUGUGCGAGCAAGGAGGCCUACAAACCUGACUCGGUUACACCAGUUCUGUCUGGAGGAAUGGGCCAAAAUUCCAGCAACUUAUUGUGAGAAGCUUGUGGAAGGCUACCCAAAACGUUUGACCCAAAUUAAACAAUUUAAAGGCAAUGCUACCAAAUACUAACAAACUGUAUGUAAACUUCUGACCCACUGGGAAUGUGAUGAAAGAAAUAAAAGCUGAAAUAAUUAUUAUUAAAUUAUUUUGAAAUUUCACAUUCUUAAAAUAAAGUAGUGAUCCUAACUGACUUAAGACAGGUGAUGUUUUUUACGAUUAAAUGUCAGGAAUUGUGAAAAACUGAGUUUAAAUGUAUUUGGCUAAGGUGUAUGUAGACUUCUGACUUCAACUGUAUAUAAAAUACUGAUUUAUUUAUAAAAACAUCAAUAUAAUGUCUUAAGUGCAUGAAUACCUACAGAAUAUAUUGUACAAAAUACUCAUUGGCUAUGUGGUUACACUAUACAUAGAUAUCCAAACAAAACUAAAUAAAUAGCUCAUGUUGAUUUUUUGAUUUAAUUAGUUGAUAUUCACUAAUUCAAUCCACACACUUUCUGUAUGUUAUGGAGAUUUUAAUUGUAUUAAUCUGCAAUAUUGAUAUAGCAACUGUAAUGAAUAAUCAAAAUAUGAAUUUUAACAACAACAAAAGAUAUUAUUUUGAUGUCCAUUUGUGUCCCCAUAACUUACUACUGGUACAAUUAAAGUUAACAUGAAAUCAAAACAGAUCCUAUUUAUUUUCUUAAUAUACAGUAUGUUCCUGAUGUUAUUGUGAACAAUAUGUCAGUGCACAUUGUUCUAAAUGAAUAA
Molecule: messenger RNA, 4576 nt
Organism: Myxocyprinus asiaticus (Chinese sucker)
Lineage: Eukaryota; Metazoa; Chordata; Actinopteri; Cypriniformes; Catostomidae
Product: 5-hydroxytryptamine receptor 3A-like
Exons: 10
Coding region: 496-1806 (436 amino acids)
Biological process (GO): monoatomic ion transmembrane transport; nervous system process; signal transduction
Cellular component (GO): neuron projection; synapse; membrane
Molecular function (GO): transmembrane signaling receptor activity; neurotransmitter receptor activity; extracellular ligand-gated monoatomic ion channel activity
Source: RefSeq, a predicted model, not a curated record